AUCACAAGUGAGUUCUUCAUGAUAGUAGUAUAGCAAAACCUUUGCUUGAAUUAAUUUUGAAGUUUCGAAGCGCGAAUGUCAAAUUGUGUUGACUGCUGUAAAAAGUUGGGUUAUGUUAAGUAUUCAGUUAGCAGUAGACUUUCUCCCGCAUUUCGAUGGAGACUCCAGUUUUAACAAAAAAUCAACAGAAGCGCACUUUAGCUGGAAAGAAGAAACCACGUGAGAAGUGCCUCCGUAAUGUGUUGAUGAAACCCAAGAUAUUUACGAAUUUGGUGGCCGAUGAAGCUGUUGCUGAAAACAUUUUCAAAACCUUGGAAAGCACAAUUAAUGAAAGUGAAGAACAAAUAACAUCUGAUGUCAAAACCAGUAAACGUGAUAAUCCCAAGAGAAAAACAGAAAAAAACAAAAGGCAAAGAGUGCUCAAAGAGAAAGGACUGAGGAAAUAUUUAUGUCUGGGUGUGAAUGAGGUUGCACGUGCUGUUGAGGGUGGGCACAUUCUAUCAGUGCUACUUGAGAAGGAUGUUGAUCCACAGUUUAUGGUAUCACAUAUAGGAACUUUGUGUGCAGUUCACAAUAUUCCAUGCAUUGUUGUGUCAGGCCUGAGAAAUGGGACAAGCAGAGCAUUUGGAUUUCCAUGCAUAUGUAUUGGAGUGAAGGUUGUCAAUAGCAAUGAGGAAAAUGCCUUUGCAGCUAUGCAUCAGUGUAUCUUAGAGGUCUUCCAUGCCCUUUCUUUCAGUAAGUCACCUACUGAAUUACAGGCUGUCUCGCCAGUUUCUGUAGAAACAACACAACUAUCGGAAGAGUUAGAAAAUGUCGAAGCUUCAGCAAAACUUGAAGCUGAAAAUAAAAAUGUAGAUGAUGAUAAAUCAUUUACAGCCUUGUAUAGGUACAGAACUAGUACUAAGGAAAGAGUGUUUGUACCACAAGGACAUAAGCAAACAACAGAUGAAUUUAUUUCCAUUGGAUCCACAGAAGAAAAUAUCACUUCUCUGCAAAGUUUGAAAGGAAUUUCAGUAAAUUUUUCAUCCUUGGAUAGAAUGAAUUUGAAAAGGAAGAAUAAAUCAGAGACUCAGUCAGGAAUCAAUGACUUUGGUGUGGAGUACAGAUUGCAUGAAAUAAAACGGAUACGACCAAAUCCAGAUAAAAAGAAGAAACUGAAAGUAAAAAAAAUAAAAACAGUAAACUAAUAAACUA
Molecule: messenger RNA, 1194 nt
Organism: Schistocerca gregaria
Lineage: Eukaryota; Metazoa; Arthropoda; Insecta; Orthoptera; Acrididae
Exons: 5
Coding region: 156-1187 (343 amino acids)
Biological process (GO): tRNA 5'-leader removal
Cellular component (GO): ribonuclease MRP complex; nucleolar ribonuclease P complex; fibrillar center
Molecular function (GO): ribonuclease P activity; ribonuclease P RNA binding
Source: RefSeq, a predicted model, not a curated record